This is a messenger RNA of Myripristis murdjan (pinecone soldierfish), 1354 nucleotides long. It is a transcript of the gene arhgdig, whose product is annotated as Rho GDP dissociation inhibitor (GDI) gamma. Gene Ontology annotation, biological process: Rho protein signal transduction. The coding region runs from base 183 to 854 and encodes 223 amino acids. The transcript is spliced from 6 exons. Gene Ontology annotation, cellular component: cytosol; membrane; cytoplasm. Gene Ontology annotation, molecular function: Rho GDP-dissociation inhibitor activity; protein binding. The record is from RefSeq and is a predicted model, not a curated record. Lineage: Eukaryota; Metazoa; Chordata; Actinopteri; Holocentriformes; Holocentridae.
CCCCUGUCUUUCGAACAAAAAAUUUGACUCUUUUGGAUGCUCUACACUUUAAUCCUUUGCUUCGCUGGUACUUUGCUGCUGCUACCUGUGGAGGUUCCCCCGGUCCUCUGGUUCCUCUUCCUCUCCUUCUUCCUCUUCUUCUUCUUCUUCACCCAGCCAACGCAGCCCCACACAGAGGCACCAUGCUGGGCUUGGACGUGUGUGAGUUUGGGGGUCAGGUGCUGGAGCUGCUGUGGCUAACCAUGUGCUACAGAGGACUGAUGGCUGACAAAGAGGAGAUUCCUAUUGAGGACGAAGAGGAAGAGACGGAACUCAACUACACUCCGCCGGCCCAGAAGUCUUUGCAGGAGAUCCAAGAACUGGACAAGGAUGACGAGAGUCUGGUCAAAUACAAGCAGACCCUGCUGGGGGCAGCGCCUGUGGCGGCAGACCCGUCCCUCGUUAAUGUCCAGGUGACCAGACUGACCGUGAUGUGUGACGAGGCUCCUGGACCAAUCACCAUGGACCUGACAGGAGAUCUGGAGGCUCUGAAGAAGCAGAGUUUCACCAUAAAGGAAGGAGCGAGCUACAGAGUCAAGAUCCACUUCAAGGUGAACAGGGACAUUGUUGCUGGUCUGAAGUACUUUCACAUGACCUUCAGGAAAGGAUUGAGAGUGGAUAAGGCAGUGCACAUGGUGGGCAGUUACGGGCCACGGGCAGAGGAGUACGAGUUCCUCACCCCUGUUGAUACGGCGCCCAAAGGCCUGAUGGUACGCGGCAGCUACCAGAUCAAGUCGCGCUUCACUGAUGAUGACAAGAAUGAACACCUGUCCUGGAGCUGGACCCUCAACAUCACCAAGGACUGGAACGAAUAAAGAGAGAGAGAGAGAAGAGGUUGACACUGCUCUUUUUUCCUCUUUCAUUCACCCUCGUUUCCCUCUUCCUCUCCUCCUCCAUCCUCCUCCACCCCUCAUUUACCUUGUCCCACCUCCUCUUGUAAGGGGAACCUUGCUAUUAAGAGGGAGUGGGACAAAUAGAAGGAGACAAAUGAGACUCAGGCUUUCGCUGUCUUUCUCCUUCUCCACUCUCGUCCUCCUUUUCCAUCUUUUCCUUCUUGUCUCUGUCAAUUCUUUAUCCAAGAGUCCCGCAAAGAGAAACUCGCUUGUAAGAGCAACUGGGACUUCUAGAGAAGAGAACGCUUCUUCUCUCUCUCUUUGCCUUUUGCCUUUUAUCCUUGCAUCAUAUUCCUCUAUUCAUAUCUUCCUAUCUUAUUUUCCAGCUGCCCUAGGAUGUCAAGAAGCUUUGCAAUGAGCAGAAAACUUUGCCCCUCAUGUCCCCACUUCCCAGUUCUCUUCCCCCUUUCCCUUCAACUCCC